UACAAAAAGACCUUGUUCCGCACCACUGCCGACCAGUUUUGCGCAAACCUCUUGAAAAUUCCCACUCCGUCCCCGACAAGACGAAUUCCUCAAUGCAAAAUUCCCUUCUGCUGGAAAUCUUCGGUCGCAGUCGUGCUCCAUCUCUGGUCGUCGUUGUUUGCGUGCUCCUCGUCUUUCCCAUUGACAAGCGUCAGCGGUUCUCGGUGUGGUGAAUUUCGCCGUCGCUGUGUGUGGUGUUGCGCGACGAAUGCAGACUUCGUUUUCCCAUUCACAACCGAGUCCUGAGAUUCAGAACAGUCCCCUGAGUGCAUUCGGUCCAAGGCUCCGUGGUUCCGUGGUCAAACAAAAAGCCAACAGGAGUUCCCUUCCGGACGGGAGGAAUAGACUGGAAAGCGCAGCGGAAGUGGAAGGUUCCUGCGAAGGUGCUUGGUCGCGGCGAGAAGCAGAGCAAGGUGUCGUUCUGCGAGUUUUUGUGUCGUGGGUGAGCCGAGCGCCCGUGAAAUUGUGCAAGAGAAAUGUCGGGCAGGUCCGCGUAGCGCUGCACCGUUCGGUGAAAAGCGACCGAACUCCCAGCGGAGAAGAAGGAAAAUCGCCUGGAAAAGUUGUGAGUGCGCGAAUGCAGGCCGAGUCCCUGAAGGGAAACAGUGCAUAGAGUCGAGUGCUCGGCGCCUGCGAAGCCUCCACGCGAAGAAAGAGGUCCCAGCGAGCGGGGAGAGGUUCGGACGCAUCCCUGUCUGCUCCUUUAUCCUUUGUGUGUGACGUUUGGAAGCGACUCCGGAGCGCCCCGCCGUCCCCCCACGUCGAUCGAACUGCAUCGAAGCAGCAAGACUCGGGGCAGCCAGUGAAAAUCUUUCGACUGCAAAGUUGUCUUGUCCGCCGAGUUAGCUCGAGUGUUGUUUGUUGUUUGUGCGCCGCGGAAAAUCCACAAUAGCCGCCGCAGCCGAGUGGCAAUUCGCAACGCCGGGAAUUGGGCGACACACACGGAACGGGAAAAGUCGUCGCUGGCGGUGCCGUGAAAAUUGUGUGAAAUUUCGUGUGUGGGCACGGUGACGAAUUUUCCUCAUUUCCCUUGGCAGAGACUGACACGAGCCGUAGUUUUCCGUGAGUUUCGAUUCUGACUUCGACUAGCCGCAAGCCGAGUCUCCGCGAGUUUUCUGCAGUAAAAUUUUCCGCAUCGCGUUCUGCUACUCGAGAUCCGUUCCCGGUGGCUUUGGCUUCCCGUUUCGUCCUCGAAUUGUGCGACAGUGAACCGUCAGGGAUCCUGGCCUUUUGCGCGAGUAAAGGAUGAAGUUGUGAAAAUUCGGAGGAAAUUGCUCGUUCGGGAAAGUGCAUUUCGUGCGAAGUGUGGCAAGUGUUGUUUAUCCGGUCCGCUGUGCUUCUGUGGGUGCAGUUGCAGGCGACGCCCGAGGUCCCGAGACUGCAGGUGGAUCGAAAGGUGCACGAAUCGCAGGAUUGAAUGCAAAAAAUAUGGAUACAUCGUAACCGUGAUGUUUGUAGCGGCAGCCAAACUGAAUUGGAAUAAUGAAAUGUAAUCGAGUCAUUAGCAUUUCCAUCAAUCUGGAACGAAAAUGAAAUGAUAAUGCCACACAUUACCGAACUACGAAAGUAAUGCACUACUAUUGAACCGAAGGGAUAUUUUUCUAUUAGAUUGUUGCGAAGUGGAUAACUAACGGCUAAACAAUUUUUCGUCACUAUAGAGAAAAAGUUCUCUAUUUUCCAAAAGAAUUUUUCAUCUCCAGAAAAAAGAGAGAAAUCAAAGAGAGAAAUAAGUGUAUGAAGAGCAGUUAGUUGAAUGUUACUACAAUUAUUAUGUUCUAUUUACUGCAUCGAGAAGUUACCCAAAUUACCCCGUACUACCCUUCCUAUAGAAAAUGAUGUCUGAUAUUAGGAAGGAUACAACGCAAACGAUUACGACUAUUACAUCUACAACUACUACAACUAGUAACGCGAUAAAAACUAAAUUAAAAGCCGAUAUGCCUGCGUCUGUAUCUGGUCUGAAACGUUUCCGACAACUAGAAUCUCUAAUCUUAGAAAAUGGCGCAUCAACUGUAUUUUUGGGAUCCGGUGAUGCCACCACCACGGAUUUACCACCGAAUCCGGGAAAAAUGAUAUCAAUCGAGGCUUUACUCGAUAGUUUACUGGUGCUGUACGACGAAUGCUGUAAUUCAUCAUUACGACGCGAAAAGACUGUCUCCGAUUUUAUAGAAUUAGUUAAACCAGUUAUACAAGUAAUCAAACAAUUGCGAUUGUCGCGCGAUGAUUUUGAAGUGCUCAAAGUUAUCGGACGCGGAGCCUUCGGUGAAGUCUGCGUUGUUCGAAUGGUCUCCACAAAUCAAAUUUAUGCCAUGAAAAUUCUCAACAAAUGGGAAAUGUUAAAACGAGCUGAAACAGCAUGUUUCCGAGAGGAGCGUGAUGUUUUGGUGUAUGGCGAUAGAAGAUGGAUAACAAAUUUACAUUAUGCAUUUCAAGAUGAUACAAAUUUGUACUUAGUUAUGGAUUACUACUGCGGUGGAGAUCUACUUACCUUGCUCAGUAAAUUCGAGGAUCGCCUACCCGAAGAUAUGGCGAAAUUUUACAUAGCCGAAAUGAUUUUAGCCAUCAAUAGUAUACACGAACUGCGAUACGUUCAUCGUGAUAUAAAACCUGAUAAUUUAGUACUGGAUGCAAAUGGCCACAUACGAUUAGCAGAUUUUGGAUCCUGUUUGAAACUAGGUCCAGGCGGAACGGUACAGUCUAAUGUAGCCGUGGGAACGCCUGAUUAUAUUUCACCUGAAAUAUUGCGUGCAAUGGAAGAUGGACAAGGACGAUAUGGACCUGAAUGCGAUUGGUGGUCACUGGGUGUAUGCAUGUAUGAAAUGAUCUAUGGAGAAACACCAUUUUAUGCAGAGAGUUUGGUGGAAACAUACGGAAAAAUUAUGAAUCAUAAAAAUUGUUUCGAUUUUCCACCCGAUGACGCUAUAGAUUUCCAUGUUAGUGAUAAUGCUAAAGAUCUAAUGAGAAGGUUGAUUUGUUCGCCUGAUUAUAGACUUGGACAGAAUGGCAUUGAGGACUUUAAGUCCCAUCCUUGGUUCGAAGGUAUCGAUUGGGAUACAAUACGCCUUAGUCAAGCGCCUUAUAUACCCGAAGUAUCAAGUCCAACCGACACAUCUAAUUUCGACGUGGACGAUAACGAUAUUCGUCUCUCAGACGCAGUCCCACCGACCGCAAAUCCCGCCUUCUCAGGUCUUCACCUACCCUUUGUCGGCUUCACUUACACUCAAAAUAGUUGCCUAUCGGAUGUAGGAAAAAUUGCACGUCUUCUUGAUAUCAUUACCGAUCAAGAGGCUGAUGUGAAAACUAACAACAUCACAUCAGGACCAGAAGAUAAACGUUUAAGUCCAGAUAGUACACGACGCCUACAAGAUGAAAUCAAUGUCCUGACGAAAAGGAAUUGUGAAUUAGAGAAUCAAAUCAAGAGUUUCGAACGUCAGGAAUUGUUACAAAACAAAAUAGCAGUAGCAUCAACGAACAACUCCCACAUGACACCAUCCUCGCUCGAUUCAAUCGAUGGUCAUCAACAGCAAAUACAACAGUUUGAAGCGAAAAUCAAGGAAUUAGAACGACAAGUGAGGGGACUUAAACAGGAAAAGGAGGAUGUAACGAAGGAGAAAGUGGACGCUCUUGAACGUUUGAAAAUGCAAGACAUCGAGUUGAAGGAUGCAUUGAGUCAACGUAAGCUGGCUAUGACUGAGUAUUCAGAAGUCACGGAUAAAUUAUCUGAGCUGAGAAGUCAAAAACAAAAAUUAUCACGGCAGGUCCGAGAUAAAGAGGAGGAGCUCGAUACAGCCAUGCAAAAGGUGGAUAAUCUUCGAAAUGAGAUACGCAAGGCCGAGAAAAACCGUCGCGAAUUAGAGUCUCGUAUAGAAGAUGCCAUCGCGGAAACAACCAAAGAGCGUAAAUUACGCGAACGAUCCGAAGAAGUCUGCCGUCAACUACAGGCUGAGGCGCGUACGCGUAGUACCUCGGAUCUGGGAUCCUCCUCUUCCCUAGGAUUAUCUUCAGAUGCCUCCCGACUGGAAAUGGACCGUCUUGAAGUUCAAUAUUCAGAAAAAUUGAAUCAGCAACAAUCUCGAUUCAAUCUUGAACUUGCAUCCUUGCGUGAUCAAUUGAAUGAAGCAGAAAAGCAUCGUGAUAUCUUGUAUCGUGAAUUGCAACAGACUCGUGAGAAGUUCGAUUCGAGUCGUCUAGAAUCAAUAACAGAUUCGGAGGAAACAAUAUCGGAAUUAAGAAAACGAUAUGAACGGGAGAAAACGUUGUGGUUAGAUGAAAAACGAAAAUUUUUAGCUGAAAUAGAAUUAAUAUCGGAUAAUGCGAGAAGAAUGCAAGCACAACAGAUGCAAGUGGAGGGUGAUUAUGAGGAGUUGAGAAAUAAACGGCAAGCCAUUAGCCAAUGGGAGCGACAAAUGGCUGAGAUUAUACAAUGGGUAUCUGAUGAAAAAGAUGCUCGAAGCUACCUCCAAGCAUUGGCUACAAAAAUGACCGAAGAGUUGGAGUAUCUAAAACACGCAGAAUCAAUUCCAGGGUCUUUGCAUCAAAGUAACUCUGAUAAGAACUGGCGUAAUAGAAGAUCACAGAAACUCGAUAAGAUGGAACUGUUGAAUCUUCAAAGUUCUCUACAGAGCGAAAUACAAGCAAAGGCUGCUAUAUCUGAAGAAUUGAGUCGUACACGAGCUGAUUUGGUCGCAGCACAAAAAGACCUUCGUGAAGCACGACAACGGUGCGACUCGUAUGGUCAUGACAUGAAACGCAAGGAUAGUCAAAUUCGUGAUUUACAACAACGACUUGAAUCAACGGAAGGAUUCUUGGAGCGACCGUCGUCUCAGAUGUCUUAUUUAGAUCACUUCCUGAAAGAAUCGAGUGGAGGUGGAGGACGAGGUGGGCCUGAUGCAGCGAGCAUAGGAGGACCAGGUUCCACGCAACAUUCAGUCACAACUCUGGGUGGAAAUAUGCACCCAUCAUCAAAUUCCAUUUCCCAGCCAUCUCCGCAUCAACAAAAUGCCUCUUCAGCAUCAUCUUCCUCUAAUAAUAUCCAUAACCAACAGCACAUGGUAGCCCAACUUCAACACCAACAACAACAGCAGCAGAUGCUUCUUCAACACUCUGGCUAUUCCAUGGAAAGUGAAGAAGGUGACAUCGAAGACAACCGAGCUCAUAGCCUUUCGAGCUCCAAGAGUAAUUUGAGUGAUAACUCAAUCGAUCAGCAAAGCAUGCACAGCUCUGUUCUUACUAAACAAAAAGUUCAUCAAUUCCUCGUCCGGACGUUUAGUAGCCCAACGAAAUGUAACCAUUGUACAUCACUUAUGGUAGGCCUAACACGACAAGGUGUUGUUUGCGAACUUUGUGGGUUCGCAUGUCACACAGUCUGUUGUCAGAAAGUUCCUACAACGUGUCCGGUGCCAUCGGAUCAAACAAAGCGGCCCCUAGGGAUUGAUCCAACCCGGGGUAUCGGCACUGCCUACGAGGGUUAUGUGAAAGUACCGAAAAUGGGAGCUGUAAAACGAGGCUGGGUUAGACAAUUCGUUGUAGUUUGCGACUUCAAGCUAUUCCUGUACGACAUAACAGCAGAUCGAAGUGCCCUGCCUAGCGUACAUGUCUCGCAAGUCUUGGAUAUGCGAGAUCCAGAAUUUGCAGUGACUGGGGUACGCGAAAGUGAUGUUAUACAUGCUGCUAAGAAGGAUGUUCCUUGUAUAUUUAGGAUAAAAACAUCACUUAUUGAUGGAGGACCAUCAUCACAUACACUCAUGUUAGCGGACACCGAGUCAGAGAAAACUAAAUGGGUGGUAGCGCUUAGCGAACUACAUCGAAUACUGAAACGAAAUAAUUUACCAAACACUGCAAUAUUCCGUGUACGAGAGGUGCUAGAUAGUUCAUCGUUGCCUGUAAUACGUAGUGCGUUGAGCGGUCUCAUUAUUGAUCCCGAACGGAUAUUGAUUGGAACGGAAGAUGGUUUGUUCUGUGUGGACCUUGAUCAAAGCGAAAUUGCACGAAUCGGUGAAAGUAAGAAAAUCAUUCAACUAUGGCACAUAGUUGAAGAACAAAUUCUAGUCGUUCUAUGUGGCAAACAGCGGCAUGUACGUCUGUUGCCUAUUCGAGCCUUAGAGGCCACCGACGUUGAAUGGAUUAAAGUGGCCGAAUCGAAAAAUUGCAUCACUGCCUGUACAGGAAUAAUUCGACGUAGCCCACAAUCUAUAUAUUGUAUUGUUAUAGCACUCAAACGACCAAAUAAUCAAUCACAAAUUAUUGUUUAUGAGAUCAAUCGAAAUCGUACGAGACAUCAUAAGAUGUGUGAAUUCACCGUUGCCUAUCCCGUUCAAAGUUUACAAAUUUUAACGGAUAUGCGUUUGGCUGUAGGACAUCAAAGUGGUUUUACAGCGUAUUUCUUGCAGGGCGAAGCUCAGGCAAUGUCUCUAGUCCAUCCAGAAAAUCAAUUAUGCGCCUUCUUAAACUAUUCAGGAGUAGAUGCAUGUCGUGUCAUUGAAAUACAGGGGCAAGGAAGCACCGGUUACGGGGAAUAUCUUUUAGUAUUUCAAACAUUAGCCAUUUAUGUAGAUUUACAAGGACGCAAGUCGAGAGAUCGUGAAAUUAUGUAUCCAGCAGUACCAGUGCAGAUAACGUACUGCGACGGUCACCUCCUAGUCUUCUCUGAAACACAUCUAGAUGUGUUCAAUACACAAACGGCCGAAUGGGUACAGUCGAUUGGUCUGAAACGCUCAAGACCGCUUAGUAAUCAAGGAAAUUUAGCUAUUACGUUUAUUAAUGAUUUGCCACUUGUUAUAUAUUUAGCUAAUAUGCAUACAAGAGAGCUACUUAAUACACAAUUCUCGGAUAGAGAUGGUAGAAUCAAACCAAAACGAAGAUUUUCAAUGAGAGAAGGCAACAGAACUAUUCGAACAACCGAUCGACGAUCUAAAAUGAUUUCGGCACCGACAAAUUUCAAUCAUAUAUCACAUAUGGGUCCUGGAGAUGGAAUUAAAAAUCAACGAUUAGUUGAUUUGCCAACAACAAUUGAGACAGCAGAUCAAACAAAUCAACAAAGAGCGACAACGAUAAGACAUGCCCCACCCCCGCCAAGGGCACCACCUCGACCAAUUCUUCCAAAUGGUGCGAAACGUAUCGCACCGCCCCGCCCUCGAGAACAACCGCCAUCAUUACCACGCUCGCCUAGUCCAUUAGGAAGUAUGUCUUCCCUGCAUGAUGUUUUAAGGGUGGUUGAUAUGCAAUCAGGUUCGAGGCAUAGUGUUGCUAGCAACAAUUCUAGUUCGGUUUCAAGUCCACCGUCGCCAAGUGGUGAUCGCUUAAGCUCUAGCUAUGACUCGACGAAGUAAGUGGUUUGAUUGCGUGGAGUCAAGAAAUGCAAACAGCGACGGAGGAGAUAUACGAAGCGGCGAAAAAUCUACGAAAGCAAAAGGGUUUUAAUUAUUAUUAUUAGAACAAAUAUUUCAAUCAGAAACCAACAUUUUUUUUAUUUAAUUUAAUAUGAAAAUAAUAAUUGUGUAGUUCAGCAAAACCAACAAAUAAGAAUCUUAAAAAUCGUAGCCCUAUUAUUUUUUCUAAAGAAAAUAAUUUUUGUAUAUUUUACACUUUUAUUGUAAAAAUGAAAAUCAAGUAGAAACGCAAAAGGCAGAAAACAAACUUCUCUUAAAAACAAUCAAAACUUAUUUAUAUUAAAUUAUUUAGUUGAAAUAUUGUGUUAAUUCUUACCACAAAAAAAAGAUCCGUUAGUAAUGAAGUAAAUAACAUUCAAACGUUAUUCUAAGGUACAAUAAACAAAAAAAGAAGAAAUAAGUGUAAAGCAAUCUCAGAAAAUUUUUCAUGAAAAUAAGUGUUGAAAGUAGCAUAUAAUCAUUUAGAUGUAAAACUUAUGUUUCAUUAAAGAAAAUCUUGCUAUAUACCACAUCCCAACCCCCCAAAUAACCGGUCGGGAAACUUCUCUCAUCCAGGAAAGUAACUGGCAAAGCCCCGAGUAUCUGACAUGACUCGAUUUGGCAUCUUCUCGUUGAUUUUCAACGACUUCAAGAGAAUUCAAUGUUUGUGACUUUGUGAUAUUGGCAGCCACGUUAAAAGUAUUAUUUUACUAGAACACAUCCAAUAAUGCGUAAUUGAUCACAAUGAGGGAAUGUGUUAUUGCAAUGCAGCUUGAUUCAUCACUGAAAUAAAAUUAUAUAUAUAGAAAUGUAUUUUUUUUUAAAUCUUUUUCUAUUGUUUUUGUAAUAUUAUUUUUUGCUAAAAUUAAUAUAUUGUUUGAAUUAAAUUUUUCAUGUGUUGUCACAUGUUGAUAUUUACAUAACAAUUAACGCGGUAUACUUGGAAUUGUAUGCCCUACUAUGGAGGAAAAUCUCAAUUUUUUUUUAAUACAAACCUACACUUUAUAAACAUUAAAUAAUAUAUAUAUUUAUAAAAUUGUACCUUGUCUAUUUCAUUUUGAAUUAUUUUUCUGUAUAAUUUAUAAAUAUCCGUGCACUAAACAAACAAAUCUUUUUUUAUUUAGUUUUAGUUUUUUUCUCUCUUUUUUGUUAUCUUUAUACAUUAAGCCGAUACAUUGAAUAAAGUGAAUUUCAAAAUGACAA
Hermetia illucens (black soldier fly) is the source of this 8606-nucleotide messenger RNA. It is a transcript of the gene gek, whose product is annotated as serine/threonine-protein kinase Genghis Khan. Gene Ontology annotation, biological process: peptidyl-threonine phosphorylation; actomyosin structure organization. Gene Ontology annotation, molecular function: protein serine/threonine kinase activity; ATP binding. Gene Ontology annotation, cellular component: cytoskeleton; cytoplasm. The coding region runs from base 1872 to 7364 and encodes 1830 amino acids. The record is from RefSeq and is a predicted model, not a curated record. NCBI's taxonomy places the organism in Eukaryota, Metazoa, Arthropoda, Insecta, Diptera, Stratiomyidae. The transcript has 23 exons.